CAGGGACUAAUUUUACAAUUUUCUGGUUUUGUUAUAAAUAAUAGAAAGUCCUGAAAGUCCCCCUUCUCUGGAAGCUGCUGUUUUUCUGUUCUCCGCCGGUUCCCAAACGCUAACCGGUACCUUCUCUUGCGUAAGGUGGUGUAGUGAUGUUUUUACUUGGUGGGACUUCUUUAUGGGCCUCACUGAUGCAGUGAGCUUCUUGUUUGCGGCUGCUGUUUGGUGUGCCUCAUAUGCUGUAGUUGCAGUUCUCGGAGUCUUUCGGGCCUUUGAUUUUGUCUUUACCUCCGUUUCCAACUGACUCUAAGGAACUAUAGGAAUAAAGAGAAGUGAAAAAGAGGCAAGAAAAGUUAUCAUGGGCUACGCACAGUUAGUCAUUGGGCCUGCUGGCAGUGGAAAGUCUACGUACUGUUCUAGCUUGUAUCAACACUGUGAAGCUGUGGGCCGAUCAAUUCAUGUUGUAAAUCUGGAUCCUGCUGCAGAGAAUUUCGACUAUCCUGUUGCAAUGGAUAUUAGGGAGCUCAUUUCUCUGGAGGAUGUUAUGGAGGAACUUGGAUUGGGUCCGAAUGGUGGUCUUUUAUACUGCAUGGAGUAUCCUUUGCCUAUGUGGCAUCUGGAAGAUAAUUUGGAUGAUUGGCUGACGGAAGAGUUGGAUAAUUACAUGGAUGAUGAUUACUUAGUGUUUGACUGUCCAGGCCAGAUAGAACUCUUCUCCCAUGUACCGGUGCUUAAGAACUUUGUGGAGCAUUUAAGGCGAAAAAAUUACAAUGUCUGUGCUGUAUACUUGCUUGAUUCACAGUUUAUAACAGAUGUGACCAAGUUCAUUAGUGGCUGUAUGGCAUCGCUUUCUGCUAUGGUCCAACUAGAGCUACCUCACGUUAAUAUACUCUCCAAAAUGGAUCUUGUAACCAACAAGAAGGACAUUGAAAAUUACUUGGAUCCCGAGCCUCGGACACUGUUGGCAGAGUUGAAUCAGCGCAUGGGCCCACAGUUUGGAAAGCUUAAUAAAUCUUUGAUUGAAUUGGUGGACCAGUACAGCAUGGUGAGCUUCGUGCCUCUUGACCUGAGAAAAGAGAGCAGUAUUCAGUACAUUUUGUCGCAAAUUGACUGCUGCAUUCAGUACGGUGAAGAUGCGGAUGUGAAAGUCAAGGAUUUCGACCCUGCAGAUGAUGAUGAUUGAACCUUUUUGCUUCGUUUGAUACUUUGUGUUUCUUUUGGUAAGCCAAAGGAAAGCUACUUUGUAGGUUUUUGCCUCUUGAGAGAGAAAAAUUGGCUUCUCCUGAUUUGGACUUGUGACCGUUUGUCGUUUCUCGUCCGUGAUUGUGUUUUGUGACGAUGAACGACAUGUCAUCGACUGAAAAAUGGCGUUUUUACUGUGCAUCAUGUUUCUUUAAAUGCUUCCCAAAUUGAGAUGCAUCUCAGUUUGCAAUUCAGUGUGCAUAUGUUUUUACUUAAGUAUUGCAUAAAUGUUUUUAACCAAGUGAUGACAGUAGGUUUGUUUGAGUAAGCGUGUGUACUUUGGAUGGAUGAUGGUUUUAUCCAUUUUGUUUUUUACUCAUUAAUGCUACUAU
Molecule: messenger RNA, 1568 nt
Organism: Striga asiatica
Lineage: Eukaryota; Viridiplantae; Streptophyta; Magnoliopsida; Lamiales; Orobanchaceae
Source: the annotation of a GenBank genome assembly